This is a messenger RNA of Caenorhabditis auriculariae, 1169 nucleotides long. The record is from the annotation of a GenBank genome assembly. NCBI's taxonomy places the organism in Eukaryota, Metazoa, Nematoda, Chromadorea, Rhabditida, Rhabditidae.
AUGGCGAAUAACUUUUUGGGACACCACUUGUUCCAGUUUCUUGUCUUAUCUUGCUUCUUCUUCAUGGCUGUAGCGGUAUCUUUUGUCAUUUUUUUAUCCAUGGUUCUAAUCGAAAAAAUAACUAUAUAGAACUUUUAAAAAUAGUUAAUACAGUCUUUUUCUCGGUUUUUGAUCGUAUCUCUUUGAACAAUCUUUUUCAGGCAACCAAACCUCGUCUUCUGGUCGAAAAAACUCAUCUAUCGACGAUUUCCGUUCAAGGGAAACCCACCGCCGUCGAGUACAAGGUGUACAACGUCGGCGAUGCUGAAGCCACUCACGUAAAGAUAUGAAGUUUCAAAACCUCUAUAACUCUUUUUCAGAUUUUCCUCGACGAUCGCUCAUCCUUCCCGACUCAGGAAUUCACCAUCGAGAAAGGCUUUCUCUACGUUCAGUUCCCAAAAAUUGCGGCCAAAUCCAACCUCACUCAUGUCGUUGUGGUUGGUUUUUUUUGUCCGAUCAAAUUUCUCGAAAGAAUAUACUGUAGAAAAUGCUUUGAGAUGAAAAUACAAGUUUUUUAUUAUUUUUUUCUAUCCCUAAUAAGGAUAAGUGUAUCGAAGUUCGUUAUUGCGACUCGUGCUCAGUAUCCCGAAUAAUUGAGCGAAUUCAAAUAUUUAUGAAACUUAUAUAUGUACUCAUACUUUUUAAUGAAUAAUGAAUGAAACAAGAUAACUUGCCUGAUAAAAAAAAAACAACAGAUAGAUUUUUCAGCUCGAUUUUUUCAGUGCUUGUUUAAAGUUUCCAGCAAGAUAUUCCAUCAGAAAAACCGUUCAAAUCCCCGAAACCAAGUUUUGAAAAUUCCACAUUUUUCUUUUAAGGUGAAACCAAACAAAAUGGGAUCUUUCGAAGACAAACCGGCGCGAUUGACUUUUACGGAUCCGAAGACCGGAGUGCCAGAAGUGGUCUACUCCACCAGCAUGGGAAAAGGUUUUCACCAAUCUUUCCAGCAAUGAAAUCAACUUCUCGAACUUUCAGUGAGCGUCUAUCGCCAGAAAGAGUACAACUACGUCUUCGGGUCGAAGGCUGAGCAUUUCCUCAAGUUCGCCCUUAUUGUCGCUCCUCUGACUUUCGUGCCCCUCGGCUUCGCCAUCAGGUCCAAGAACAGAUACACGCUUGUCAAGAAAUCUUAUUGA